GAGAGCGAGAGAAGCCAGAGCCAUGGCGCUGCUCUUUUCCGCCAUCCGCGUGCUCCUGGGCCUUUUCUUUUCCGUCUGCGGGGUCGUCAAGCUGACCGAUCAGAUUUCAGGCGACGUUUAUGAGCAGCUGAAAUCGCAAUUUGUUCAGUUUGCCGACGCCUUUCCUCUGAAGGAGUUUGGCUACAAACCAGAGCCGAUCCGCUACCUGGAAACGGUGGGCUGGAUAGAACUGGCGGCUGGUUUGCUCCUGGCCUUUGGGCCUCAGCUGCUGCAGGAAAUCAGCAAUUUUGUGCUCACAAUCGUCAUGAUAGGUGCCAUCUACAGCCUCUUGGUUUUGAAGGAGCCGAUUGCCAUGUGUGCCCCGGCCACUAUCUCCCUGGGUCUUCUGCUUCUCCUCAAUAUCCGGGGAAGAGAGAGACCCACCAAGUCAAAGUUUGAGUGAGGGGGUGUCGAACUGGAGAGGACAGAAGGGGAGAGUUCGGAAAUGGCAGCAAAUCUCUUGUUGGCCCUUUUUUGUCUGUGUGCUUUUCACCCGUCCUCCCCUUGCUCGGUCCUUUUAAUCUUGGUAUAAACUGGGUCCUGUGGGUGUAUGAUCCAGGGGGUGUUUGUGACCUUGAAAUCACCAUAGAUCAGGGGGAGGAAGCCCCCUUUCUGCCCAGGGGCCACAUUCCCUCCUGGGUGACUUUCUGAGGGCCACAUGCCAGUGGUGAGCAGGGACCACAGGCAAAAGCAGGCACAGCAACAAAUGAAGUUUUUACCUUUGUACUGUAGGUUAAUUUCUAUACACACUCGCAAUCCCUUCUUUACCCUCCAUCCAGACAAGCCAGAGACAAUUGUCAGAGUUAAGGGACUUAUUUCUAUCAGGCAAUAAUGGGUGUGAAGCAGAGCCAGUGAGGACUGGGGUGGGGUGGGAGCACAACCAGCAGAGUCAUAAGGGCCAGAUAGAGAUGCUUGGGGGCGGGGAGCAUGGCUCUCUACUCCUGCUGUAAAUCGAUGGCAGCUAGACUUUGGGUCUUUCUCAGUUACCCUGUUUCCCAUCUUAGGCCUGGCAUAAGUGCUAAAUUAGCCAGGUGCUGCCUUAAUCUAUGAAUUUCAUAGCUUGGGGAAGUGGAGGAAGGAAAUGGAGUGGGAUGUGUGAAAUAAUUUUUGGGUAAUCCUUUGGAGAAAAUAGAAGCACACUU
Lacerta agilis (Sand lizard) is the source of this 1181-nucleotide messenger RNA. RefSeq names its product transmembrane protein 35B (gene TMEM35B). The record is from RefSeq and is a predicted model, not a curated record. The transcript is spliced from 3 exons. Bases 23 to 442 code for a protein of 139 amino acids. NCBI's taxonomy places the organism in Eukaryota, Metazoa, Chordata, Lepidosauria, Squamata, Lacertidae.